CUCCACGGUGAUGGAUGCGUGUUUGCGAAUAGCCCACCCCAAAAAACCUUCGUUAUCAGUAUCCGGAAAACGGCUAAUCUGUGCAUUUGUUCCGGUGCCCAGGCCGCGGUUCUCUGGGUCCACAAUGCAAUACAGCAGCGUGCUGAUAACACGCGACUGUGUCCGGUGAUCCGAAAGAGGUGUAUUUGAGCGAGGUUUAGAUAAAAAUGUUGCCACCACAAACCACCGCUACCACGAGAGCCGGUUAAGCGACGGUUCAGUAUCGCCCUGAACACGGUUCCCGGAGGAGUGUGUUGUUGACCAAAACCGUUGCAUCGACGAGCGGAAAUGUGUGGCAUACUGCGAUGCUGUUGUGAUUGCACCAAGCGCAUAGCUUGCUGCUGCUGUACCUGUGCCCUUCAGACGCUCUGCUGUAUGGUCUUCAUAGUGGUCAUCAUCUGUCUGGCGAUCGGUUUAGGCGUCUACUUCGGUGUGUUCCACAAUCGGGACUCGGAUUCCGAUACCACCACCACCACCACACCGUCUAGUGCACUGCUGCGAGCCCUGCUACCCGAGGGCAUGGUGGACGACAAGGAACCGGCCUGGGUGUACUAAGCACGGAGCUCUCAGGCCAAGCGCGCUGUGAUAUGUGUUUUCUUUCUUUAGUGUUAAGCAUUGCCUCCUUUGUUUAAGUGCCUUCCGAAGCCCGCGAGGUGCGUAAGACGAACGAAAAUCAUUCCGUGAAUAAAUCGUGGCCUACUGGCAUAA
Anopheles aquasalis is the source of this 747-nucleotide messenger RNA. RefSeq names its product protein midgut expression 1-like. NCBI's taxonomy places the organism in Eukaryota, Metazoa, Arthropoda, Insecta, Diptera, Culicidae. The record is from RefSeq and is a predicted model, not a curated record.